This is a messenger RNA of Gracilinanus agilis (Agile Gracile Mouse Opossum), 2245 nucleotides long. RefSeq names its product thioredoxin related transmembrane protein 3 (gene TMX3). The coding region runs from base 1 to 1518 and encodes 505 amino acids. Gene Ontology annotation, cellular component: endoplasmic reticulum. Gene Ontology annotation, biological process: peptidyl-cysteine oxidation. The record is from RefSeq and is a predicted model, not a curated record. Lineage: Eukaryota; Metazoa; Chordata; Mammalia; Didelphimorphia; Didelphidae. Gene Ontology annotation, molecular function: protein disulfide isomerase activity. The transcript is spliced from 15 exons.
AUGCUCAGCAGUCAGGGCAGCUUCCUGAGGCGAUUAAUAGCUGUGCUUCUCACACCUUCUCUUCUCUUCCUCGCUGUGACAGCUGAGCUUCCCCUUCCGGCAGCUGCUGCAGAGGCGGAGUGGCCUUUCCACUCUGCUCAGUUCCUGACUAGCACCACUUCUUCCUUCACCCAAGGUCUCCCGCUUCUCUGCAUUGGUGAACAUGAGAGUUGGAAGCGCUCGGCAGAUCCUGCUCUUCUGUGCCGCAGAUUUAAAGACAAUCGGAAAAAUAGCAUUUGGCUUGUAGAUUUCUAUGCACCAUGGUGUGCACACUGCAGAAGACUGGAACCAGUUUGGAAUGAAGUUGGCUUAGAGAUGAAAAGGCUUCAUUCUCCAGUUAAAGUUGGAAAGAUGGAUGCUACUUCCUAUACAAGCAUUGCUUCAGAGUUUGGAGUUAGAGGAUAUCCAACAAUUAAGCUGUUAAAAAAUGACCUGGCAUAUAACUACCGAGGGCCUAGAACUAAAGAUGAUAUCAUUGAGUUUGCUCAUAGAGUGUCUGGGGCUCUAAUCCGUCCACUUCCAAGUCAACAGAUGUUUGAACAUGUGAAGAAGAGGCAUCGUGUACUAUUUCUUUAUGUUGGAGGAGAAUCACCUUUAAAGGAGAAAUACAUAGAAGUCGCUUCCGAAUUAAUUGUUUAUACCUACUUCUUCUCAGCCUCAGAAGAGGUUAUACCUGAGUAUGUAACCCUGAAUGAGAUGCCUGCUGUUCUUGUUUUCAAAGAUGAAACUUAUUUUGUAUAUGAUGAAUAUGAAGAUGGAGAUCUUAAAUCCUGGGUCAACAGAGAGCGAUUUCAGAAUUAUCUUACUGUGGAUGGCUUUACCCUCUAUGAACUUACAGAGACAGGAAAACUUAUUAUCAUAGCAGUUAUUGAUGGGAAAAAUGCAACAAUCGAACAUACCAGAAUGAAGGAAUUUGUUCAAGAAGUAGCUAAAGAUUAUAGAAAUCGUUUUAACAGGAAAGAUUUCCAGUUUGGACACAUAGAUGGAACUGACUAUGUAAAUAACAUGCUGAUGGAAGAAUUAAGUGUUCCAACUGUAGUCAUAAUAAAUACUUCAAGCCAUCAGUAUUUCCUGCCAACUAGACAUAUUGAGACUCUUGAAGAUGUGAUGCAGUUCAUUAAUGAUAUAUUGGAUGGCACAAUAGAAGGCCGAGGCGGUGAUGGAAUUUUGCAUAGAUUGAAAAGAGUAUUUUAUGAUAUUAGGACUACUGUUGUGUCUGUAUUCAGAAGCUCACCAUUUUUGGGCUGCUUUCUCUUUGGUCUGCCACUGGGUGUCAUCAGUAUCAUGUGCUAUGGAAUCUACACAGCUGACACAGAUGUAGCUUAUACAGAAGAACGAAUUGAAGUAUCUAAAACAGAAAUUGAAACUCGAGGUGAAAACAAUGAGGAAGAAAAAAAGGAAGAAAACAAUGAAAAUUCCCUAGUACUUUCAGAUGCAGAGCAAGAACCCAAAGAUAUAUUGGAAAAGAAAAAUGACUGAGUCUCCUAUCAUUUAGGAUAUUUGAUGGGAUUUCUAAUUAAAAAAAAAACUUAUUUAUUGAAUUUAGCCAUUUAAUCAUGGUCUUUGCUGAGGAAAACAUCUGAUCUGUAUUUUGCUAAUGUUGAUUGCAUGGACUAAAAUCUUCCCAUAUUUGGGAAGAAAGGUGGGUCAUAUGGAUAAGAAAUGAAAUAUUUAUCUUUUUUUUUUUUAAAGUAGUCUUUGAGGUUUUAAAGAUCAUAAUGAGAAACUAAAUCAAUUUGUAUAUUCCUUUAUCUGAAUACUGUCUGGCAAAGCUGAGGUUCUGGGGCAGAAUAUUUACAUCUUUCAGGGAGAUAGAAGACACAUUUUUGCUUAGAACAAUAAGACUUAAUUAUUUUUGAAAAAAUUAAAAAUUGGCAUUUAUUUUAGUCAUUUCAAAGAGAGGACUUUGAAUGUGUAAAAUUUGUAAUCUCCCACAUGUGAAAACCACUCAUGUUAUUUAGACUUUAAUAGAUAAAAAUAAUUUGACUUUACAUCACAUGCUAGUUUUAUUUUGGUUAAAAGGAGAACACAUUUUACUUUUUUGCAUUAUCAUAAAAAAAUUUAGUCUCCCUUCCAUACCCUAAAUCAGCAACCUCAUGCUUUAUAAACCUCAGUGUCUUGAGGAAAAUUAUUUAAAGAAAUACUUUUAGACCAGUCAAAAUUGUUAGAUUUGCCAUUAUUCCACAGAAAAGUUCACUCCACUGUG